GUUAUGUCCUUAUAUAAUCCCAUCAGAACUUCUCCCUCUCUCACUAUAUCCAUCUUUUCUCUCUAGUUUCUCAAAUCUCAUCACUUAUUUUUCUCUUCUUCAAGAAGACUGGAAGAACAGAGGAAGACCAAAAGGCUUCUAAGCCAUGUCUUUUCAAGACUAUGCUCUUAACUCUGUUCAAAAUAACAACUUUUUCAGUACUAAAACAGCAAUAUUUCCUUGUUUCCGUAAGAUAUCAAGAUCUCUUUUCAGUGUGUCGAAAAGCAAACCCAGAGGCUGCUCCAUAUCUUGUUCAAAGGUUUCAAUUCAAGAAUCCAAGAAUUCUCAGGAAACUCAACAUGAUCUAUCUCUUAUCCAGUGGCAACAUCUUCAAGGAGAAGAUGCGCCUCAGAUUGGUAUUGGAAGUAGUAAUAUUGCAAUCGAAGAAGCAGUGAAGAGAGUGAAAUCGAUAUUGAAAAACAUAAGUGACGGUGAAAUUACAAUAUCAGCUUAUGACACAGCCUGGGUUGCAUUGAUAGACGCCGGAGAUAAAACUCCAGCGUUUCCCUCCGCCGUGAAAUGGAUCGUUGAUAAUCAACUCUCCGAUGGAUCUUGGGGUGAUGCACAUCUCUUCUCUUAUCAUGAUCGUCUCAUCAACACACUUGCAUGCGUCGUUGCUCUAAGAUCAUGGAAUCUCUUUCCUCAUCAAAGCCAGAAAGGAAUCACGUUUUUCCAAGAAAAUAUUGAAAAGUUAGAAGAAGAAAACAAUGAGCAUAUGCCAAUUGGAUUCGAAGUAGCAUUUCCUUCUUUACUUGAAAUAGCUCGAGGGAAAAACAUUGAUGUACCGUACGAUGCUCCGGUCUUGAAAGAUAUAUACGCCAAGAAAGAGCUAAAGCUAACAAGGAUACCAAAAGAGAUAAUGCACAAGAUAGCAACAGCAUUGCUGCAUAGUUUGGAAGGCAUGCGUGAUUUAGAUUGGGAAAAACUUUUGAAACUUCAAUGUCAAGACGGAUCAUUCCUCUUCUCUCCUUCCUCUACCGCUUUCGCAUUCAUGCAGACCCGAGACAAUAAGUGUCUCAAGUAUUUGCGCAAUGCCGUUGAACGUUUCAAUGGUGGAGUUCCCAGUGUCUUUCCUGCGGAUCUUUUCGAACGCAUUUGGAUCGUGGAUAGGCUACACCGGUUAGGGAUAUCCAGAUACUUUGAAGAAGAGAUUAAAGAGUGUCUUGACUAUGUUCACAGAUAUUGGACAGACAAAGGCAUAUGUUGGGCUAGAUGUUCCCAUGUCCAAGACAUAGACGACACAGCGAUGGCAUUUAGGCUAUUAAGACUUCACGGAUACCAAGUUUCAGCGGAUGUAUUCAAGAACUUUGAGAAAGAAGGAGAGUUUUUUUGCUUUGCGGGGCAAUCAAACCAAGCGUUGACCGGUAUGUUCAAUUUAUACCGGGCAUCGCAAUUGGCGUUUCCAAAGGAAGAGAUAUUGAAAAACGCCAAAGAGUUCUCUUCCAAGUAUCUGAAACAUAAACAAGAUAAAGACGAGUUGAUUGAUAAAUGGAUUAUAAUGAAAGACUUACCUGGCGAGAUUGGGUUUGCGUUAGAGAUUCCAUGGUACGCAAGCUUGCCUCGAGUGGAGACGAGAUUCUAUGUUGAGCAAUAUGGUGGAGAAAACGACGUCUGGAUUGGCAAGACCCUUUAUAGGAUGCCAUAUGUGAAUAAUAAUGAAUAUCUGGAAUUAGCAAAACAAGACUACAACAGUUGCCAAGCUCUGCAUCAACUCGAAUGGGACACCUUCCAAAAAUGGUAUGAAGAAAGUAGGUUACAUGAGUGUGGUGUGUGCAGAAACGGGCUCCUCGAGUGCUUUUACCUAGCGGCUGCGACUAUCUUUGAAGAAGAUAGAUCAGAUGAGAGAAUGGCUUGGGCCAAAUCAAGUGUAUUGGUGAAAGCCAUUUCUUCUUCUUUUGGAGAAUCCUCUGAUUCAAGAGUGAGCUUAUUCGAUCAGUUUCACAAUGCUCGACGAAGUGAUCAUCACUUCAAUGACAGGAGCAUGAUAUUGGACCGGCCAGGAUUGGUUCAGCCGAGUCUGCUUGUCGGAAUCUUAAUCAGAACUUUGAAUCAAAUAUCCUUCGACCUCUUCGUGUCUGAUGGGCGUGACGUUAAAAAUCUCAUCUAUCAGUUGUGGGAAGAUUGGCUGGAGAAAUGGAAAUUAGUUGGAGAAGGAGGAGAAGGAGAGCUCAUGUUGAAGAUGAUACUUUCAAUGAAGCACAAUGACCUAACUAGCUUAUUCUCUCAUCCUAACUUUGUUCGUCUCUCAGAAAUCAUCAACCGAAUCUAUCUUAUUUCCCAAUAUUCAAAGGCAAGUAGAAACGUUGAGAAGGAGAAAAUAAAAAUAAUGGAGAAUGAGAUGGAGCAAAUGGUUGAGUUAGUACUGUCAGAGAUUGACACACUCCGUGAUGUCAGCAUCACCUUUCUUGAUGUAGCAAAGGCUUUUUACUAUUAUUAUUCAUGUGGUGAUCAUCUCCAAAGUCACAUCGUCAAAGUCUUAUUUCAAAAAGUCUUAUAGCCUCAUCAAUGAUGUGUUUUAAUUAAGUAAUUAAUGUAUCAUAAAAGAUUCAUAAAUCUAUGGAUGCUUGUAUAUGGAUAGCCUCAUCAAUGAUAGUGUCAUCUCCUAUCAUGGCUGCAGACCUCGCCAAUAGAGAAACUAUAAGAGCAUCAUUAUCCCUAAAACUCAUAAGAGUUUUUUAAAUAUUUUUCUUGAUCUAAUUUAAAGAAAAAAAUUAAAAAGUGAACCAAACGUGGACUGCCACGUGUCGAUGGGGCCUGCGAACAGUUAAAAAACUCAUGAUUACCGUUUAUUCUUUGGUGACUUUUAGAAUCGAUUAUUCACACUUUUGUGGAACCCAAGCCACUAAAAACUUUCUUGUUACAUGCGAUAAAGGUGGCCUAACACACGUAAUCUCACUCACAUCUGGCUCCGAUCAGAUUCCCAAGAGCUCAGAGCAAUCACAUCAAGACGUCGACCGGUGGAACUCCAUGGAGUAUUUUCGGACAUCGAUCUUCUAGUUCAUUCCUAGUCUUCUCCGUUCUCCUUUUGUCGUGUUUCUUUUAUUUUCAGAAAUUUAAAUGGACCAGUAGAUCUUAUUGGUAAAGCAUCCUUGCUUCCUGUAAUGAACUAAGUCCUAUUUAAUUUCUAAUAGUAUUUGGGGUUAAAAAAUAAUAUUUCAUUUGUUUUUAUUUUUAUGUAUCUUUAAUUAAAGAUGCAGGGUAUACAUGAAUGGCCAUAAUCUAGGGGUGAUUUUGCAGAAGAAACAUAGGAGUGAUGGAUAUGGGGUUUAGCAUAAUAAGAGCCAGGGACUCAUGUAGAUGUCAUGUCAAAACGACGUCUCACUUUUCUAGAGAUCACUUUGAUUUUUUUUCGGUGUGAUUUUGUUUGUCGUGACUUGCAUGCAUGCCUUUGAAAAGUUAUUUUGGUGUGGCAGAGAGAUAAGCUCCACUUUAAAACACAUGAUCUUGAUGACUAGGUUUUGUACUCUUUUCUUUGGAUACCAAACACCCCAGACCCAACUUAUUAAGAUAUUAUCAUACUAUCAUACUAUCGUAUCUAUUUAGAUUCUCCUUGUAUAAACGUAUAUAGACGACGAUGAAAUGAAAUGAUGGUAUACUGGUUAUUCCCUUUAUUUUCAUUUAUUCAAAUACGUGGUUGAAUUUUAAUCUAUAUCCAGUCAGGAUGAAAGAGGUGAUCACUCAGUUAUUCUAGAAAAUGAAAAUAUUAUCUGCGUGUUUAUCUUAUUUUCACCAUUUUUUUUUAUUCUACAAAUAUGGAAGGAGUAAACUAGAAUAACUUAAUAGAUAAAAUAUUAUUUCCUUUUUAUAUUUUUUCAUUUUCAUAUUUACUCUAUUUUACUCUACCUAUGCUACCAAUCAAAUCCAAUGUUUUUGUAGCAUUGUUUAAUAUGAGAGAUCGAACAAACAAAAAAAAACAUAAAUCUAAAAUUUUAUGAACCAUUUGUGAUAACUGCUAAAUAAAAAUUCAUAUCAAGCGAAAUACUUGACAUUGCGAUAAAUAUGUUUGGUUUAAACUGAAAAUUGUUGGACAGUUGCUCUCUAAUGAGAUAUUCAGCCCGUUCACAGCGAAAUCAUGUCGCAGGUUGGAUCAAUAACAGGUUCAGGCUUAGUAGACCUUGUGACCACCAUCCCAAACUUAACCUCUCUAACGCUCAUAGGUUUUGGAGUAGAUGAUGCAACAGCCCAUGUUCUUAUCGAGGGUUCUCAUAAACUGAAAUACAUGAAUCUGUCUAGAACAUCCCUAACCAAGGGCCACUUUUUGAGGUUCAUAUUUUGCCUUAAAACAAAACGAUUUGUGAAGUCAGAAAAUAUGUAAUGGCUGAAAACAAUUCUUUUGAUGUUAGGGACUUGGGACAGAGCAUCAAAGACAGUCCACUCGAGACUAUAAUAUUGCGAGAUUGCACUUCUCUAAAGGAGAAAGAAGUUUUGCAGUUUCUGAACUCGCUACUCACAGGAAAAUUGAGAUUCAUACAAAACAUUGACGUUUCAAAUACCCAUGGCUUAGUUUGUGAGGGUAGCAAAAGAUCUGACAAACCAAAGUAACUUUGUUAUUUAUUUGUAUACUUUUCAUUUUUAUAUGUCAUUACAAUUGUUAUUCGUUUGUGUGUGUGUUCUUUUAAUAGCUUUCCUCUGGAGAAGCUGAAAGACGAAAGACCAAAUGUCAAACUUGUGGCAGAAUUUACCUCUUCAUUAUCAUGGUUCCUUUUGUUUGGUUAUAUAAAUAAAACAGAAGUAAUUGAAUUAACAAAUGAAUGUGUAUUUGUUAAAUUCAGCUCAGAAAGACUUUUGCGCGGCAUAUCUUAUGCCAGCAGUGAUGAUGAGGAUGCAUGGAUUGUGAACGAUGAUGAGAUGGAAGACUUUAUUGUGGAUCAAGAAGAUUUUUGUCAUUCAUUAGAUUAGUUUGUUGUUAAUAAUUAGCAUACAAUGGUUAAUUGAUAUUAGCAUCAAGUUUUAGACUGCUUACAACCAAACAGUAUGGCUUUAAGUAGCAGGAAAACAGCGUCUGUAAUUUGCUGUUUCAAGUAUGAUUUGGUUGUCAAACUAUAAAUUCGACUACCAUAUAACUUUAACUAGUUAUAUCA
Messenger RNA from Brassica rapa (field mustard), 5120 nucleotides. RefSeq names its product ent-copalyl diphosphate synthase, chloroplastic. Gene Ontology annotation, cellular component: chloroplast. NCBI's taxonomy places the organism in Eukaryota, Viridiplantae, Streptophyta, Magnoliopsida, Brassicales, Brassicaceae. The record is from RefSeq and is a predicted model, not a curated record. Gene Ontology annotation, molecular function: magnesium ion binding; terpene synthase activity. Gene Ontology annotation, biological process: gibberellin biosynthetic process.